Coffea eugenioides is the source of this 2415-nucleotide messenger RNA. RefSeq names its product ATP-dependent zinc metalloprotease FTSH, chloroplastic. Gene Ontology annotation, molecular function: ATP-dependent peptidase activity; ATP binding; ATP hydrolysis activity. Gene Ontology annotation, cellular component: membrane; chloroplast thylakoid. Gene Ontology annotation, biological process: proteolysis. The coding region runs from base 206 to 2326 and encodes 706 amino acids. The record is from RefSeq and is a predicted model, not a curated record. The transcript is spliced from 5 exons. Lineage: Eukaryota; Viridiplantae; Streptophyta; Magnoliopsida; Gentianales; Rubiaceae.
UCAUGGACGGAUUUAUAUAUUCACUCCCUCCCCUGAAAAGUCCCCGAUAUAGUAGUUGAGAUUCAAUCACUUUUAUCUUUCGCAGCUCCAACGUGAAACUCCCCAAGCUCACAAAAAGAAAGACUCGAACUUUACACUGAAAACUGCCAGCAUAAAGGAGUAGUAAGCCUCAACUGCGUCUGAUUCAACCAAUUGAACUUCCCCUAUGGCUUCUUCCACAGCCUCCAACUUCUUGGGUACUCAAAUCUUCCUCUCACCUCCGACCCCAAAAACAACUAAAUCUUUGCCCAGAAAAUUUCUAGUUCCCCAAUCAAUCCUUGGAGGGAAAAAAUCCAAUAGUAUUUCACAAUCCUUGAAGGAUAUUCCAUCAAAAGCCACACUAGCUGCUCUACUAUUUUCCUCAAUCAACCCACGAGCUUUAGCCGUGGAUAACACUGCCCCGCCAACUCCGCCUCCGGUAAUUCAAGCCGAAGCCCCACAACCCAGUCCUUCAAACCCAUCUCCCUUUUCCCAAAAUCUGAUCUUGAAUGCCCCAAAGCCCCAAGCUCAGCCCUCCACUGACCUCCCAGAGGGGUCCCAGUGGCGGUACAGUGAAUUCUUGAAUGCUGUCAAGAAGGGUAAAGUGGAGAGGGUAAGGUUCAGCAAAGACGGUAGUGCCCUUCAGCUCACCGCCGUGGAUGGCCGCAGAGCUACCGUAAUUGUGCCUAAUGACCCCGACUUGAUUGACAUUUUGGCAAUGAACGGAGUUGACAUUUCAGUUUCUGAGGGUGAUUCUGGCAAUGGUCUGUUUAAUUUUAUUGGGAAUUUGAUUUUCCCAUUUCUCGCUUUUGCUGGCUUGUUCUUCCUUUUCCGGCGGGCUCAGGGAGGACCCGGUGGGCCUGGUGGUCUCGGCGGGCCUAUGGAUUUCGGCAGGUCCAAGUCAAAGUUUCAGGAGGUUCCUGAGACGGGUGUGACCUUUGCUGAUGUUGCUGGAGCUGAUCAGGCAAAACUGGAGUUGCAAGAAGUAGUUGAUUUCUUGAAAAAUCCUGAUAAGUACACUGCUCUAGGUGCUAAGAUUCCCAAAGGGUGUCUUUUGGUUGGACCACCUGGUACAGGGAAGACCCUUUUGGCUAGAGCUGUUGCUGGCGAGGCUGGCGUGCCGUUCUUUUCCUGUGCUGCUUCUGAAUUCGUGGAGUUGUUUGUGGGUGUUGGAGCUUCCAGAGUGAGGGAUUUGUUUGAGAAAGCCAAGUCUAAGGCUCCUUGCAUUGUGUUUAUUGAUGAGAUUGAUGCUGUUGGAAGGCAGAGAGGAGCAGGGCUUGGUGGGGGAAAUGAUGAGAGAGAACAGACCAUUAAUCAGCUGUUGACUGAAAUGGAUGGGUUUUCAGGGAACUCGGGUGUUAUAGUUUUAGCAGCAACUAACAGGCCGGAUGUUCUUGACUCUGCAUUAUUGAGGCCUGGAAGGUUUGAUCGCCAGGUUACAGUGGACAGACCUGAUGUCGCUGGCAGAGUCAAGAUUCUUCAGGUGCAUUCCAGAGGAAAGGCUCUUGCCAAGGAUGUGGACUUCGAAAAGAUUGCCAGAAGAACACCAGGAUUCACUGGUGCUGAUUUGCAGAAUUUGAUGAAUGAAGCAGCCAUUCUUGCUGCCAGGCGUGACCUCAAGGAAAUCAGCAAGGAUGAGAUUUCUGAUGCUUUGGAGAGAAUAAUUGCUGGCCCAGAGAAGAAAAAUGCUGUUGUCUCAGAUGAGAAGAAGAAGCUGGUUGCUUAUCAUGAGGCUGGCCAUGCUUUAGUUGGUGCACUAAUGCCAGAGUAUGACCCUGUUGCCAAAAUUUCAAUCAUUCCUCGUGGCCAAGCUGGUGGUCUUACAUUUUUUGCUCCAAGUGAAGAGAGGCUAGAGUCAGGACUAUACAGCAGAAGCUACCUGGAGAAUCAGAUGGCAGUUGCCCUUGGUGGAAGGGUCGCUGAAGAGGUUAUCUUUGGAACCGAAAAUGUCACAACGGGUGCGUCAAAUGACUUCAUGCAAGUUUCACGGGUGGCAAGACAGAUGGUUGAAAGAUUUGGUUUCAGCAAAAAGAUUGGACAAGUUGCAAUAGGUGGACCUGGUGGCAAUCCCUUCCUUGGUCAGCAGAUGUCUUCCCAGAAAGACUACUCUAUGGCUACUGCCGAUGUGGUGGAUUCAGAAGUUAGAGAGCUCGUAGAGAAGGCAUAUUCCAGGGCCAAAGAAAUAAUGACCACACACAUUGACAUUCUGCACAAGCUCGCUCAACUGCUCAUAGAAAAAGAAACAGUUGAUGGAGAAGAGUUCCUGAGCCUAUUCAUUGAUGGCAAGGCUGAACUAUACGUUGCAUAAUUUAACUCUGAAGGCCCAAGCUCUGUUGUAUUACAACUAUACACAUUGAGAAAUUAUCAAUUACUCUGACUAAAAUUUUUUUGAGCAUA